Molecule: messenger RNA, 1649 nt
Organism: Sorex fumeus (smoky shrew)
Lineage: Eukaryota; Metazoa; Chordata; Mammalia; Eulipotyphla; Soricidae
Gene: CDS2
Product: CDP-diacylglycerol synthase 2
Exons: 13
Coding region: 159-1493 (444 amino acids)
Cellular component (GO): endoplasmic reticulum membrane
Molecular function (GO): phosphatidate cytidylyltransferase activity
Source: RefSeq, a predicted model, not a curated record
CCGGGCCUGGGCGGCCGCCCAGCGCCGGGCUCGGGUGAAAGGGCGGCGGCGCGGUGGGCGGGGCCGAGCGGCUGCGGAGGGGCCUUGCAGCGGCGGCCGCGGUGGGUGCUGCGAGCUCGCUCGCGUAGCGGCGUCGGCGCCGCGCCGGGGUCUCCAGCAUGUCGGAGCUGAGGCAGAGGGGGGCGCGCGACCCGGACGCCCCGCCCGAGGACAAGGAUGCAGAAGUCAAGACUGAGGGGGAGACAGCGUCGGACAGUGAGAGCCGAGCGGAAGCCGCUCCCAUCCCUGCCCCUGUGGACGAUACCCCCGAGGUGCUCAACCGGGCGCUCUCGAACCUGUCGUCCAGAUGGAAGAACUGGUGGGUGAGAGGCAUCCUGACCCUGGCCAUGAUUGCGUUUUUCUUCAUCAUCAUUUACCUGGGACCAAUGGUUUUGAUGAUCAUUGUGAUGUGUGUGCAGAUCAAGUGCUUCCACGAGAUCAUCACCAUCGGCUACAAUGUCUACCACUCCUAUGACCUGCCCUGGUUCCGGACCCUCAGCUGGUACUUCCUGCUGUGUGUGAAUUACUUCUUCUACGGGGAGACCGUGACCGAUUACUUCUUCACUCUGGUCCAGAGGGAGGAGCCUCUGCGGAUUCUCAGCAAAUACCACCGCUUCAUUUCCUUCACCCUCUACCUGACAGGAUUCUGCAUGUUUGUGCUGAGUCUCGUCAAGAAGCAUUACCGACUGCAGUUCUACAUGUUUGGCUGGACUCACGUCACGUUACUGAUCGUUGUAACCCAGUCACAUCUCGUUAUCCACAACCUGUUCGAAGGAAUGAUUUGGUUCAUUGUCCCCAUUUCUUGUGUGAUCUGUAAUGACAUCAUGGCCUAUAUGUUUGGCUUCUUCUUUGGCCGGACCCCCCUCAUCAAGCUGUCCCCGAAGAAGACCUGGGAAGGCUUCAUUGGGGGCUUCUUUGCUACCGUGCUGUUUGGUCUUCUGCUGUCCUAUGUGAUGUCGGGUUACCGAUGCUUCGUGUGUCCCGUGGAGUACAACAACGACACCAACAGCUUCACUGUGGACUGUGAGCCCUCGGACCUGUUCCGCCUGCACGAAUACAACAUUCCUGGAGUCAUCCAGUCGGCCAUUGGCUGGAAAACAGUGCGGAUGUACCCCUUCCAGAUCCACAGCAUCGCCCUCUCCACCUUCGCCUCGCUCAUCGGCCCCUUUGGCGGGUUCUUCGCAAGUGGAUUCAAACGCGCUUUUAAAAUCAAAGACUUUGCCAACACCAUCCCUGGCCACGGAGGCAUCAUGGAUCGCUUUGACUGCCAGUAUCUCAUGGCCACCUUCGUCAAUGUCUACAUCGCCAGCUUCAUCAGGGGCCCUAACCCCAGCAAGCUGAUCCAGCAGUUCCUGACCUUGCGGCCGGACCAGCAGCUCCACAUCUUCAACACGCUCAAGUCUCAUCUGGUCGACAGGGGGCUGCUGACGCCCAUCACAGAGGGUGACGAGUAGGGGCCAGCGGGGCCCGCAGAGAAGGCGCAGGACUGGGCGAGGGCCGGGCUCCGUGGCCAGCCCCCGCUGUCCACUUUGACCAGGAUGAGGCUUCAACUCACUGUCUUUGUCUGUCUUUUUUUUUUUUUUAAGAAUACUUCUGAUUCGUGGGUGAAA